Messenger RNA from Neurospora tetrasperma FGSC 2508, 384 nucleotides. RefSeq lists its product as uncharacterized. NCBI's taxonomy places the organism in Eukaryota, Fungi, Ascomycota, Sordariomycetes, Sordariales, Sordariaceae. The record is from RefSeq and is a predicted model, not a curated record. The transcript has a single exon. The annotation marks the transcript as partial.
UUCCAUUAUUUCCCUUACCUCCCCUGGGAGCUGCGUGCUCGAGUCUGGGAACUUUCUGCUGAGCCCCGCGUAGUCCACGUUCGCACGGUGGAGUAUGAUGGAAACCCGUUGUCGGAUGCGUCUGCCGGCAAGAAGCAACACAAGGCGGUUAUUUCCCUUACCCCCAUACCAGCAAUGCUCCAAGUGUGUCGCGAGUCACGUAACCUCGGAGUGUACCGACAGUGCUUUUCUGAGCUCCAACGCACCCCCGAAUUUGUCUCCAAAGCUAGUUCGAUGCGAUACAUCUGGUCGAACCUCGAUCUCGAUAUCAUCGACAUUGGGCCGCGGGACCUUCGCGAUUUAAAGUUGGUAGCCCAAACUACUAAGCGGCUCAAGUUGGAGCGC